CCAUGGCCGGCGCCCCCGGGCCGCUCCGCCUGGCGCUGCUGCUGCUCGGGGCGGUGGGCAGGGCCGGCCCCCGCCCCCAGGGUGCCACCGUGUCCCUCUCGGAGACAGUGGAGAAAUGGCGAGAAUACCGACGCCAGUGCCAGCGCUUCCUGACCGAGGCUCCGCCCCCAGCCACAGGCCUGUUCUGCAACCGGACCUUCGAUGACUACGCCUGCUGGCCGGAUGGGCCGCCGGGCUCCUUCGUGAACGUCAGCUGCCCCUGGUACCUGCCCUGGGCCAGCAGCGUGCUGCAGGGUCACGUGUACCGGUUCUGCACCACCGAUGGCUUGUGGCUGCACAAGGACAACUCAAGCCUGCCCUGGAGGGACCUGUCUGAGUGCGAGGAGUCCAAGCGAGGGGACCGAAACUCCCCGGAGCAGCAGCUCCUGUCCCUUUACAUGAUCUACACGGUGGGCUACGCACUCUCCUUCUCUGCAUUGGUCAUCGCCUCGGCCAUCCUCCUGGGCUUCAGACACCUGCACUGUACCCGGAACUACAUCCACCUGAACCUGUUUGCAUCCUUCAUCCUCCGAGCCCUGUCCGUCUUCGUCAAGGAUGCAGCCCUCAAGUGGAUGUACAGCACAGCCGCCCAGCAGCACCAGUGGGAUGGGCUCCUUUCCUACCAGGACUCUCUGGGCUGCCGCCUGGUGUUCCUGCUCAUGCAGUACUGCGUGGCGGCCAACUACUACUGGCUCCUGGUGGAGGGCGUGUACCUGUACACGCUGCUGGCCCUCUCCGUCUUCUCCGAGCAGCGCAUCUUCAGGCUCUACCUGAGCAUAGGCUGGGGUGUUCCCCUGCUGUUUGUUAUCCCCUGGGGCAUUGUCAAGUACCUCUAUGAGGACGAGGGCUGCUGGACCAGGAACUCCAACAUGAAUUACUGGCUCAUCAUCCGGCUGCCCAUUCUCUUUGCCAUCGGGGUGAACUUCCUCAUCUUUGUCCGGGUUAUCUGCAUUGUGGUGUCCAAACUGAAGGCCAAUCUCAUGUGCAAGACAGACACCAAGUGCAGGCUGGCCAAGUCCACGCUGACCCUCAUCCCCCUGCUGGGGACCCACGAAGUCAUCUUCGCCUUCGUGAUGGACGAGCACGCCCGGGGGAUGCUGCGUUUCAUCAAGCUGUUCACAGAGCUCUCCUUCACCUCCUUCCAGGGGCUGAUGGUGGCCAUCUUGUACUGCUUUGUCAACAAUGAGGUCCAGAUGGAGUUUCGGAAGAGCUGGGAGCGCUGGCGGCUCGAGCACCUGCACAUCCAGAGGGACAGCAGCAUGAAGCCCUUCAAGUGUCCCACCAGCAGCCUGAGCUGUGAGGGCACAGUGGGCAGCAGUGUGUACGCAGCCUCCUGCCAGGCCUCCUGCAGCUAAGACUCCAGCACCUGCCCUCCCUGUGGUCUCGCCGCCGGCUGGGCAGCCAUCCCAGCCCAUCAGACAGGGAAAUGGGCAUUGCCUCCUGGGACCUGUGGACACAUUUUCUCCGAGGAGAAGCGGCCUGUUAAUUUGAUCACUGUGGCAGGCGGAGAAGAAAAAGUGAUUGCUGCUGAAACGAGGAGGAUUUCUUCCUGUUAAGUCACAAGGCCCCUGGGGGUCCCCCGGACUCAAACUCAAGGUCAAUGGCUUAUUAGCGGGACUGGGGCUUGUAAGAGGACACGGCUCUGAAGGAGACGGAUGCAACCUCAGCCAAGCACGGAACUUGGGUAACGCCAGCCACCCCCGACCUGCCUCCUCGUUAAGGGAGCCUGGGCACAUGUCCAGGUUGCUCGUUGCCCUCAUCUGGGCCCUCAUCUCACCAUCCACUGCCCCACUGGGUGGUGUUGAGAAUGAACAUUGAGAAGGUGCCUGAAAGUUUUCCUUUCUGGUCCUUCCUUCUUCCCUGGAUAUUUGAGUUGCUUUGGUGCCUGCGCCCACCACGCCCAGGGAACCAAGGCAGGCCCGCCGCCCAGGAGUCCAGCCCUGGGUAUGAGCUCUGAAUUCUAUUCUAGAGAUGCUCACGAAUCCUGUGGGGCUCAUCUGGGGGACUUCAGGAAUGUCCAUGCUGGGGGUGUAGACUACUUGCUACUGUUGGGAACCCGGAAGGCAGAGAGAUUGCCGCCACCUGUCCAUGGACGUGCUUUUUACUUGUGAACAGAUUAUGUAUCUUGCAUGGGUGUUUGGGUGCGUCCUCUUAACUUUAGGGGAUGUGACCAAGAAGAGACUCUUCUGGGGACUCUACCAGUCCCCACUGUGACCAUGGAGGCGGGCUUCACCUGCCCUUUGAAAUUCCCCCA
Molecule: messenger RNA, 2293 nt
Organism: Balaenoptera acutorostrata (minke whale)
Lineage: Eukaryota; Metazoa; Chordata; Mammalia; Artiodactyla; Balaenopteridae
Gene: GLP1R
Product: glucagon like peptide 1 receptor
Exons: 14
Coding region: 3-1394 (463 amino acids)
Biological process (GO): adenylate cyclase-activating G protein-coupled receptor signaling pathway; cell surface receptor signaling pathway
Cellular component (GO): plasma membrane
Molecular function (GO): peptide hormone binding; glucagon receptor activity
Source: RefSeq, a predicted model, not a curated record